CCUCGGCAAAAAAAACGGAAAGUAUCACCACGAACACAAAUCUGCUAGUUGUGUCAAAUUGGAUUAUAUUUCUCUGAGCCAUAUCUAAAUCAGACCAGUGCCAUGGCUGCUGGCAUCACGAUCCGAAGAUACCAGGAUGAUGACAAGGAGACCGUGAAGGAGAUCUUCACCAUGGGGAUGAGUGAGCACGUCCCUUCCUCCUUCAUGCACCUCCUCAAACAGCCCCUGACCCAGAUGAUCCUGAUGGUCACGUUCUGCGCCCUGCUGGCCAGCUCCAAGUCCGUCCUGCUGCCUGUAGUAGGGGUCACUCUCCUCCUGGCCGGGGCCAAGCAGCUGGUGGGCUACCUCUUCAACAGCUACAUCGACACCUCCCUGAGGAAGGACCUCGACCACAUCCAGGAGACCUACCUGGAGAACAAGGACUCGUGUUUCUGGGUGGCUGAGAGCGACGACCGAGUGGUGGCAACGGUGGCCUGCCUGCCUGCGGAGAGAGAACCGGGCUGCAUGGAGCUGAAGAGGUUGUCUGUACGUCGGACACACCGGGGGAUGGGUAUCGCUAAGGCCCUCUGUAGGACAGUGGCAGACUUCAGCAGGGAGAGAGGCUUCCCUGCGGUCGUUCUCUACACGUCUGUAGUGCAGACUGAUGCACAGAGGCUGUAUGAGAACUUAGGCUACACACGGGUUAGAGAGUUCGUCAUCCCUGAGCCCAUCGCCAAAAUUGCCAACUUUACCUUGAUAGAGUACAGACUGGACUUACUGCAGGGGGGGAAAUAGGAAGAGGACUGGACUUACUGCAGGGGAGGAAAUAGGAGGAGGACUGGACUUACUGCAGGGGGGGAAUAG
Molecule: messenger RNA, 843 nt
Organism: Salvelinus namaycush (lake trout)
Lineage: Eukaryota; Metazoa; Chordata; Actinopteri; Salmoniformes; Salmonidae
Product: probable N-acetyltransferase CML1
Exons: 2
Coding region: 103-774 (223 amino acids)
Molecular function (GO): N-acetyltransferase activity
Source: RefSeq, a predicted model, not a curated record